Molecule: messenger RNA, 1685 nt
Organism: Labrus bergylta (ballan wrasse)
Lineage: Eukaryota; Metazoa; Chordata; Actinopteri; Labriformes; Labridae
Gene: rax
Product: retinal homeobox gene 3
Biological process (GO): positive regulation of transcription by RNA polymerase II
Molecular function (GO): RNA polymerase II cis-regulatory region sequence-specific DNA binding; DNA-binding transcription factor activity, RNA polymerase II-specific
Source: RefSeq, a predicted model, not a curated record
UCAAGUUUUCCAACAAGCUCGGCUCUGGUUUAAAACUUUACCGAACACCGGAGCAGCGAGGAAAUCUGAAAGAAGUUUCAUUUGAGUAAUUUUGACCGUCUUUUUUUUUUUUUUUUGGACUUUUAUCGACAAAUGUGGCUUCUUGGAUCAGCUUCCCAAGUGAUGAUGAUGAUGGAUGAGCGCCUGUCUCCCUCCGCACGCGCCGUCCAGAGCCCGGGGGACAACCAGUCCACCAUCCACAGCAUAGAAGCCAUACUGGGAUUUAGAGAGGACACACUUUUCCACAAAUCAGCCUCCUACAACAUGACGGAAAAAGUCCUGGUCCGAGAAUCCGAGCGCAACGGGAAUGUUAUUGUGACCCCGAUGAAAAAAAGUCACUCCUCAGAAAGUUUUGACAGUGUUUGUUGCGCCAGCAGCGCCGCUGAAGUCUCGGUGUGUCCGGACUCACCGGACAGAGACGGAAAACUGUCCGACGACGAGAACCCGAAGAAGAAACACCGUCGGAACCGGACGACGUUCACCACUUUUCAGCUGCACGAACUGGAGAGAGCGUUUGAAAAGUCCCAUUACCCGGACGUGUACAGCAGGGAGGAGCUGGCGCUGAAGGUCAACCUGCCGGAGGUCCGAGUGCAGGUGUGGUUCCAAAACCGGCGUGCAAAGUGGCGUCGUCAGGAGAAGCUGGAGGUGAGCUCCAUCAAGCUCCAGGACACCUCCACCUCCUCACUGCUCUCCUUCAGCCGCUCCCCCAGCAGUGCGCUGGGCUCCGGUCUGCAGCUGGACCCCUGGCUCUCUGCCCCCAUCACCUCCUCUACCUCCCUGCAGUCCCUCCCCGGCUUCAUCACCGGCUCACAGGUCCCGGGCACGUACACCCCUUCUCCUCCUGCUUCCAUGCCCUCCUCCCUGUCGGCCUCCUUCCUCAGCUCCCCGGCUCUGGGACACAGUCCUCACCUGCCCCACAUGGGCUCAAUGUGCCCCCCGCCCCCUGCCUACCCCUGCUCAGCUGACCCCAGGAACUCCAGUAUCGCCUCUUUAAGGAUGAAGGCCAAGGAACAUAUUCACUCUAUCGGGAAAACGUGGUGAUGCUGAGUGGAGGAAUUGACUUUUAUACCCAGAAUGCAUCCGACUGCAGCUUCUGAAAAACGGACUUCAUCCUCAUGCCGAUGGGAUUUUAUAUUGGAUGUUUAAAAGAGUGAAAUCGGAGGCUGACAUUCAGGACUAGAUUCAUCCUCUCCACUUACGAGGACAGCACUGUGCUUCAAGUUUCCCUGUUUAGCAGUUACAAGCAUUCCGCAUUUAAUGAAUGGGCUUUAAAACACUUAAAGAGACAAGACAUUUAAAAAUAUUAAAAAACAAACAGUGAUAUAAAUGAUGUCUCCAUAUAGAGGCCACAAUAGUUGAUAUGUUCUAUACAUUUACAGACACUUUACACAACCUUCUUAAAAAUACAUUCUCAUGUAUUGAACCCAUUCAUUAAAUGUUUAUUAACUGCCUAUAGAUGCUAAAUACGGGUGAAUUCAAGUCUUGAAUUCCAGGAAAUUUAAAACUAAUGAAUGAUGUCGACGGUAUUUUUUUCUUCUCCUUCAUCUGAUGUGUUCACUGUACAUUUUGACAUUCAUUCAGCUCACUCUUAUUUAUGUCCAUCUUAUGUUAUGUUGCCAGUAAAAAAAAAAAGCCCUUCAGCGUCG